Rhizopus microsporus ATCC 52813 is the source of this 477-nucleotide messenger RNA. RefSeq lists its product as uncharacterized. The transcript has a single exon. The record is from RefSeq and is a predicted model, not a curated record. The coding region runs from base 1 to 477 and encodes 158 amino acids. NCBI's taxonomy places the organism in Eukaryota, Fungi, Mucoromycota, Mucoromycetes, Mucorales, Rhizopodaceae.
AUGUGGUCUAACCAAAAGAAAAACAACAAGUGUCUACUCUCUCCAAGACAAAUCGCAAACAAGGCUUAUACAUUAGCUAUCAAGAAACUGGAUCGUGAUGACAAAAGACGCCGUCCUCAAUACACUGUUCGAGAAAGAUUAUUAUUGUCUAAUACAAUGGCAAAAGCAGAAGAUAUUUUAAACAAAAAGGCUCAAACAAAGAGCGCUAUUCUAUUACCUGCAAAAUGUGAAGAAGAUACCUUACCUCCUGUCUCCAAACAAUGUAAAUCAGAAAACAUUGCUGUUGUGCAACCAAACCAUCAUGAGCAGCAACCUCAAAUUAGCCAAGACGAAUCUAAACUCUUGGCUGUUUCUAUGGUCGCCAUUGCUGCUGCUGUCGUUUAUUCCUCUAUUCAACAAAAAGAUACAUUCAUUCAAUACAGCGCACCUCCUGCUGUUAUUCAUCAUACCAACAAUACCAUGACAACCAUAAUUUAA